AUGGCAGAACUGACGUCCUGUUUACUGGUGCUGACCUUCAUCUCCACAGACUUCACACACUCUGUCCUCAAGGAAGGAUUUGGAAACUACAAUGAAAAGAUGAAUACACUCAUGGCCAACCUCAACUGUCUGACAGAGCCUGAUACCUUUUCUGGUAGACAGAAGCCUCCACCAGGCCCAGGGAAGGGGGUGAUAUAUAUCUACCCCACUGGCCUUAUCACUCACAAGGAGUGGCUUCGGGUGACCAAGAAGAAAUGGACAGUUGUGGACAGAGUGGCUCACUCUCCAAUGGCAAUGAAUAAUUACACGUCUGUGGUAGAGUUUGUCCUGCAGGGAUUCUCUGGGGAUCCUGGGUUCCAGGCUUUCUUCUUAGCCUUCUUCUUCCUUUUUUAUAUCCUGGCUCUUGCAGGAAACACCCUCAUCAUCAUGGCCAUCAGCCUGAACCCAAGUCUCCACACCCCCAUGUACUUCUUCCUUGCAAACCUGGCCCUGUUGGACAUUGUGUGCACAUCCACAGUUCUUCCCAAGCUGUUGGAGGGUCUGGUGGGUAAGGGCAGCCACAUCUCUUAUAAGGGAUGCAUGACCCAGCUUUUCUUCCUAACCUGGUUUCUGGGGGCUGAGCUGCUGCUGCUCACUGCCAUGGCCUAUGACCGCUAUGUGGCCAUCUGCCGCCCACUGCACUACAGCCUGCUGAUGAGUCGACCCGUCUGUGUCCUACUCGCAGGCAGUGUGUGGCUCAUCAGUGCUGUCAACUCAUCUGUGCACACUGGCCUAAUGGCACAGCUCGAUUUCUGUGGCCCCAACAAAAUUCGUCACUUCUUCUGUGAGAUUCCCCCACUGUUGAAGCUCUCCUGUGCUCCAACACAACUGAACGAAGCCAUGGCCUUUGCUGCAGAUGUCUUCCUGGCUGUGGGGAACUUCUCUGUGAUCAUCCUCUCCUAUGGCUUUAUUGUGGCCAGCAUCCUGAGGAUCCGCUCUGCCGAGGGCAAACGACGUGCCUUUUCCACCUGCUCUGCACACCUCAUCGUGGUUACCAUGUACUACUCCACAGUCAUCUACACGUACAUCUGCCCUGCAUCCAGCUACUCACUGAACAAGGACAAGGUGGCAUCUGUCAUCUACACCUCUGUGGCACCCACCUUGAACCCCCUCAUCUACACUCUGAGGAACAAGGAUGUCAAAGUUGCACUUAGGAGACUUCUGUUCUGCUACUGA
This is a messenger RNA of Cricetulus griseus (Chinese hamster), 1215 nucleotides long. Lineage: Eukaryota; Metazoa; Chordata; Mammalia; Rodentia; Cricetidae. The record is from RefSeq and is a predicted model, not a curated record.